AUCCCUCUUCUUUCUUGCCAGUCAGGACCUGAAUGGGAUCUUUUCUAUUGUUCUUAACCAAUCACACUGAAACUCACAAAAGUGACUCUAAUGCUUCAGGCUACAAGUAUUGGAGAGCAGUAACAUCAAUUUUCCAGCUAUGUAUGUACUCACUUAUGUCUGAAUGGCUCUGUCGAACGAUGUGCCGCUUACCUCAGUUGUGGACUGAAGAGGAACACACAACCUAAAAGUUUCUAGUUUUUUCAGGGAUCUUACUCAGGACUAUAGCUCUGGAGACAACCUUUCAGAUCGCUCUGAGGAACUGCUCCAUAGAGGUAAGGGAGAAUCCAGGAUAUAGAGGAGUUUUUUGUUUCUUGCUUUUUUUUUUUUUUCUGGAAAAAACAGGUAGUCGAACAUUAAGGGACUGCUGGUAAUCACAAAGAACAGACAACUCAAGUUAAUGAUUUCAGUGCUUUUCUGUGUAUGAGAAGAUGCAAGAAUCUGGCUUCCUUGAAACUCGUCCUUAGAUAUGCAUCUUAACUAUUAAGGGUCAUUGUCCAAAUUACAGAGUGCUUCCUGCCUUUCUCCAUCUUGAUUUCCCCUCAGGGCACACCUUUGGGGAACGGCUGCAGUGGGGGCUGGCUUGAUCCUUUUAGAAGUGGAAUGGGUGGGGGGGGGCAAAAUUCUCUGCCCACACAGUAAUAGAAUUUGGAAACGUCUAAAAUAAUAGACUUGUCCUCUGAGAGCAGGCUGAACUUCAAGGAGUCUAAAACAACGUCUCUUCACGCCUUUCACAAGGAGCAAAGCCCCUCCCUCUGGGUAGGAGCACCAUUUCUCCCGCAUUCCUCGGGGUACCUCCCAGCCAACGUUCUGGCGGUAAGGAUGGAGAACACCCUUCCCUGAGGUCUCCAGAGCUCUGAGAACGAUAUUACCCGGAAGAGCCUAGGCACAGAGACACCAGGCAUGAACCAAUGAGGGAUCAGGAUGAGGGCUUUCCCCGAGUGAGCAUGCGUCAGGGGCGGGACCUCCGGCAUCCUGUCCUGGCGAUCAUUUUGCUUGGUGGGGGGUCCGGCGGAGCAGGGAACUGUGCUCGGAUACCGUCGUCCUCUGUCGGGGGCUGUUGUCCUCACGGCGUAGUGUGGGAGGAAGGGGACACCACCUAGCCAGCCAAGUCGCGCUCAUUUUGGCGUCUCUCUCGUUGGCUCGCUGGUCGGGAACGGGAAGGUCCGAAAGGAGGCUGUGUCCCCGCUGCACAGAGGCGUGUCAAGUUCGGCAAUGCAGUCCGGGGUGCCGCGCGCCAGACCCGGAAUAAGGGACGCCGCUCCCAGCCCUCUGAGAUCACAGAAUCCGAUGGCGGCGGCGCUGAGGGACCCGCCUCAGGGUGGUGUGACCUUUCCGGAUGUUGCUGUGCGCUUCUCCUGGGGGGAGUGGAAGCUUCUUGAUGAGGCUCAGAGACGCCUGUACCUCAGUGUGACGCUGGACAUCUAUGCACUUAUAUCCUCGCUGGGUUGCUGCUGUGGAGCAGAAGGUGAGGAGACAUCCUGUGAAGAAACUGUUCCUGUAGGAGUGUCACAGGCUGGAUCUCCUAAGGCAGCUCCAUUUUCCCAGAAGACACACCCCUGUGAGAUGUGUGGUCCAGUCUUGAGAGACAUUUUCCAGUUGGCCGAGCAUCAGGGAACACAACACAGCCAUAAACUGUUGAGAUGUGGAGCAUGUGCAACAACAUUUUAUAUGCCUUUGAAUAGCAUUGUACACAGGGCUUCAUUUUUCAGGAGCCACAGAUUCCAAGUGUCACAGAAGCCUCUUACUUCUAGGAAGAUCCGGGCCAGCGUGGGACAUCUGCAGCAGCAGACCACUCAUACUGUGGAGAAGCCAAGCAAAAUCACCCAGUGUGGGUCAACUUCACAAGGCAGGAAAAAUCAUCACACCUGGGGAGAAUGCAAGAAAGCCCUCAGCCCCAAACACACACUUGUUCAGGACUGGUGUGUCUACACUGAAAGACAGUGUUUUGUGUGCAGUGAAUGUGGGAAAACAUUCAGGUACAAAUCCGCAUUUGUUAUGCACCUGAGAGUACACACUAGAGAAAGGCUUCAUGUGUUUAGCAGAAGUGACAAAUCCUUUAGACAAAGCUCAACCAUCAGUCAACAUCGAAAAAUUUAUACUGGUUCAGGACAGGACAAGUGCAGCAAAUGUGGGAAAUCCUUAACUCAAAAAUGUGUCCUCAUAUAUCCGCAGAGAUUGCACAGUGGAGAAAACAGUUCUGUGUGCAGCGACUGUGCAAAGUCUUUUUCCCAUAGCUCUGUGUUCAUUCGACAUAAGAGAGUAUUUUCUGGAGAAAGGUUUUAUAAGUGUAGUGACUGUGUGAAAUCUUUUACCUGUAGGUCUGCCCUCAUUUAUCAUCAGAGAUCUCACACAGGAGAAAGGCCUUAUGAGUGCAGUGAAUGUGGGAAGUCCUUUACCACUAACCGCACCCUCCGUUCUCAUCAGAGAUCUCACACGGGAGAAAAGCCUUAUAAAUGCACUGAAUGUGGAAAGUCUUAUACCUCUACCAAUGCUUUCCGAUAUCAUCAGAGAGUUCAUUCUGGAGAAAGGCCUUAUGAGUGCAGUGAAUGUGGGAAAUCUUUUAUGUCUAGGUCUGCAUUCAUUUCUCAUCAUAGAUAUCACACAGGAGAAAGGCCUUAUGAGUGCAGCGAAUGUGAGAAAUCUUUUGUCUCUAGGGCUGCCCUCAGAUAUCAUCAGAGAUCUCACACAGGAGAAAAACCUUAUGAGUGCACCGAAUGUGGGAAAUCUUUUACCACUAACUCUAACUUCCAUUAUCAUCUAAGAGUUCACACUGGAGAAAGGCCUUAUGAGUGCAGUGAAUGUGGGAAAUGUUUUACCAGUAGCUCUAACCUCCAUUAUCAUCAAAGCACUCACACUGGAGAAAGGCCUUAUGAGUGCAAUGAAUGUGGGAAAACUUUUAUUACUCCUGCUAUUCUUCGUUACCAUCAGAAAAUUCAUUCUAGUGAAUGGCCUUUUACGUGCAGUGAAUGUGGGAAAUCUUUUACCUCUAAAUCCAACUUUUGUUAUCAUCUGGGGGUUCAUUCUGGAGAAAGGCCUUGUGUAAGGUGCAGCGAAUGCGGGAAAUCCUUUACCAGUAGCAGUACCCUCCGUUAUCAUCAGAGAAUUCAUUCUGGAGAGAGGCCUUAUGAGUGCAAUGACUGUGGGAAAUGUUUUAUGUCUGGGUCUGCCCUCAGAUAUCAUCAGAGAUUACACACAGGAGAAAGGCCUUAUAAGUGCAGUAAAUGUGGGAAGGCUUUUAAAACUAGCUCCAACCUCUGUUAUCAUCAGAGAGUUCACAGAGGAGAAAGACCUUAUGAGUGCAGUGAAUGUGGGAAAUCCUUUACUUCUGUCUAUUAUCUGUGUAAUCAUUAUAGAUUUCAUUCUGGAGAAAAGCCUUAUAAGUGUAGCAAAUGUGGGAAAUCCUUUACCCUUAGGAAUAGCUUCAUUCAACACCAGAAAGUUCACACAGAAGGUCUUUAUGGAUGUAGUGAGUGUGGGAAACCUUUUCAGAGUAAGUGUGGGCUUAUUGAACACCAGAGAAUUCACACAGGAGAAAGGCCUUACAAAUGCACUGAAUGUGGGAAAUCUUUUAUUACUAAUUACCUCUUCCGUGUUCAUCAGAGAAAUCACACUGGAGAGAAGCCUUAUAAGUGCAGUGAAUGUGGGAAAUCUUAUACCGCUAGCUCUACCCUCCGUUAUCAUCGUAGAACUCAUACUGGAGAAAAGCCUUACAAAUGCACCAAAUGUGGGAAAUCUUUUACCGCUAAUAACCAUCUCCGUGUACAUCUGAGAAAUCACACUGGAGAGAAGCCUUAUGAGUGCAGUGAAUGUGGGAAAUCCUUUACUAGCAACUCUAACCUUCAUUAUCAUCAGAGUACUCACAGUGGAAAGAAACCUUAUGAGUGCAGUGAAUGUGGGAAAUCCUUUACCAGCAGCUCUAGCCUUCGCUAUCAUCAGAGUGCUCACACUGGAGAAAGGCCUUAUGAGUGUAGUGAUUGUGGGAAAUCAUUUGUCCAAAGAAAUCUCCUCAUUAUACACCAGAGAGCUCACACUGGAGAAAGACCUUAUAAGUGCACUGAAUGUGGUAAAUCUUUUACUCAUAGCUCCACCCUCAAUUAUCAUCAGAGAGUUCACAGUGGAGAAAGGCCUUUUAAGUGCAGUGAAUGUGGGAAAUCUUUUAUUAACACCUCCAAACUGCGUUGUCAUGAGAGAGGUCACACUAGAGAAAGGCCUUAAGAGUGCCCUAAAUGUGGGAAAUCUUUUAUGAGCAAAUCCUUCUGAGGAUUGGAGAGUUUACACGAGAGAAAGGCAUAGAUGUACAGGGAAUGUGCAAUUUCCUUGUUCAGUACAGAGGCAGUGGAGAAAACUGAGGGGCCAUUGGUCUGAAUUGAAUCUCACCUCAAGUGCUUCUGAGGGCAUGAAUUUUUUUCCCUUACUCAAAUUAGAGAUUAUAGGGUAUUGAGGCACUGUUGGAGAGUGUGUAUUCCUCCAAGUCUACAGAGAACUAUAUUUCCCAAUGUCCACAAUUCUUUGAGCUAAUGUUGCUAUUUGUAAGACCAUUGGGUCCAGGGGAAACCAUAAUUGGUACAGAAACUCUGGUUUAGUAGGGAGUGGAGGACAUUGCAGCCAACUAGAUGGAAUGUACCUCUUCUAAAAGUGUAUCCAGAUUCUGUGACAUUGACUGUGCAAGAUCAGUUUAUACACUGAUUCUAGUGAAUUUCACUUCAAGACCCUUACUGCAGAGGCAGGAAAGGAAGAGAAAAGGGGAUGUAGCUCUUGUGAUCUAGGCAGCAUGCCUGUUGACUCAGGUAGAAAUGUACUUCAUUGCUCUUCAUAUUUGCUAUCACUGAGGGAAGACUGAUCCCCAGAGAGCACAAGGAGAGCAUUAGUGGAUUCAGUAUAUGGUUGCCAAACCUAUUUUCCAAAGGGAGUGAGACAUACAGAUUUUUUCAUCUUGAGACAAUCUUUGAAUCUAUAUUAAAGUAUAAUUUACAUGUACUAAACUGCAUAUGUUUGAAGUAUUACAAGUUAAUAAGUUUUCACCUAGGUAUGAAUCUCAAAACCAUCACCAGAGUUCUGAUACUGCCCAUAUUUACCUCAUGACCUAUUAUUAUCUCUCCUUGCCCUUCCCACCUCUCCAGGUAAUCACUGAUGUACUUUUCCUUAGAAUAGAUACCUUUGCAUUUUUUUUGAAUUUAUCUAAUUGGAAUCAUAAGCUGUUUACUGGGUUUUUCUUCUGAGUUCCUUUGUUUCAUAAUUAUUUGAGAUUCAUCAGUGAUAUAAACGAAUAGCUCAUCUCUUUAUUUUUUGAUGAGUAGCAUUCUUAUUUGGAUGUACCACUGUUAGUUUAUCCAUUCAUCUUUUUAUGGGCAUUUAGGUUAUUUCUAGGUUUUCACUCUUGAAAAUAAAGCUGCUACAAACAUUUGCA
Messenger RNA from Globicephala melas (long-finned pilot whale), 5449 nucleotides. NCBI's taxonomy places the organism in Eukaryota, Metazoa, Chordata, Mammalia, Artiodactyla, Delphinidae. The record is from RefSeq and is a predicted model, not a curated record.